Messenger RNA from Sesamum indicum (sesame), 806 nucleotides. RefSeq names its product DNA-directed RNA polymerase, RBP11-like protein (gene NRPB11). Gene Ontology annotation, cellular component: RNA polymerase II, core complex. The record is from RefSeq and is a predicted model, not a curated record. Lineage: Eukaryota; Viridiplantae; Streptophyta; Magnoliopsida; Lamiales; Pedaliaceae. Gene Ontology annotation, molecular function: DNA binding; protein dimerization activity. Gene Ontology annotation, biological process: transcription by RNA polymerase II.
GUCGUUUGGUCCGAACGCUCGGAUCGCACUUAAACGCGAGUCUCAGCAGCAGAAAAUCAGAAACAGCAGUGAGAAGGAGAAGGAGAAGAUGAACGCCCCCGAUCGUUACGAGCGAUUUGUCGUCCCUGAGGGUGUCUCCAAAGUAUCGUACGAGAGGGACACCAAGAUCAUCAAUGCGGCGUCUUUCACGAUAGAGCGUGAAGACCACACCAUCGGUAACAUCCUCCGCAUGCAAUUGCACAGGGAUGAGAAUGUAUUGUUUGCUGGCUACAAGUUGCCUCACCCUCUUCAGUACAAAAUACUUUUAAGGAUCCACACAACGAGCCAAUCUUCGCCCAUGCAGGCAUAUAAUCAGGCUAUCAAUGAUCUGGACAAGGAACUUGAUCAUCUGAAGAAUGAAUUUGAGGUGGAGUUGGCGAGGCACACAGGGAAGCAAACCCGGGAUUACUAAGCUGCAUGGCUACGGUCACUUGACAGGACUAAGUGUACCUGAAAUUUGUGCGUUAGAAGAUGGAAACGGUUAUGGUGGAGAUGGGGGUUGUGUACUUGUUUUAUUAUUCCAUUUCACAGCAUUUUCAUCAGAAGCGCUCCAUUUUGUCAGCUUGUUUGGCAUUGGAAUGCUAUAGUAUAGCAAUUAGUGUAUGUUAUUAGAAACUUGGGAGGUGGUGAAUGAAUACUCUUUUGCUUCCUUUUAGAGGGAAUUCUGCAUUUUCCCACUUAAUUCACUUGCUUAGAGACAAAGUGGCAACUUUCUGCAGAAUUAACUUGGAUUUGGAAUGUUGAUAUGGUAUAGUUUUCAGUAUUCA